AUGCCGGUGUGUCUUAUCAACGGGAUUUCGGUGGAGUUUCCAUUCGAACCGUAUCAAGUGCAGAAAAACUACAUGGAAAAAGUGAUCAACUGUCUACAGAAUGGUACCAACGGUGUGCUGGAAUCUCCAACGGGCACCGGCAAAACGCUCAGCUUGCUGUGCUCCUCGCUGGCAUGGUUACUACAAACGAGAUCAAAUCUGGAGCCUGAAGUGGGGAUCAAUCCAUCGCGCAAAAACGCCAAUAUGCUGACGAUUCCUAAUCAAGCGACCCACUUCGGUGAGCCGGAAAGAAAUAAUACGAUGAAAAUUAUCUACGCGUCCCGCACCCAUUCGCAACUGUCCCAGGCAAUGCAGGAGCUGAAAAACACCAGCUACAGCACGGUUCGGGCCAUCAUUUUAGGGUCACGCGUACAGCUUUGCAUUCACCCGGAGGUUUCGAAAUCCGAGGGCAACGCAACGACUACCAAUCUUUGCAAGGUCAAGGUGAAUGCGCGCAGUUGUUCCUUCUACCGGCGGGUCGAGCAGGUCAAGGAUAGUGGCGAAAUCAUGAAAACGCCCAUACUGGACAUCGAGGAUCUGAUCACGGUCGGUACGAAAACAAAGUCGUGUCCGUUUUAUCUCUCGAAGGAGCUGGUCGACCGGGCGGACAUUCUCUUCAUGCCGUACAACUAUCUGCUCGAUGCCAAGGCGCGUAAGGCGAACAACCUUAAUCUUCAAAACUCAAUCAUUAUCCUGGACGAGGCACACAAUGUGGAGAAAAUGUGCGAAGAGUCCGGUUCGUCGCAGAUCAGCUCAACCGAUAUUGCGCUCGCAAUCCAGGACAUCACGUCCGUCAUGGAAGCCAUGAACGAUUCCGGCGGUCUGCCGGGUAUGGAUGCGGAGGACGAAAAGAAGGAUUUCACUUUGGAGGAUUUGGUGCUUCUGAAAGAAAUGAUUAUCAGCUUGGAGAAGGAGGUCGAUGCGAUUCCGAUCGAGUUUAGCAAGGGCACUAGCUUCGCUGGGACGUACGUGUUCGAUCUGCUAGAAAAAGCCAACAUAAACUUUGCCAACAAGGGCGUGAUCCUGCAGGUAACGAAUGCCCUCAUCUCCUAUCUUGCCACAGUAUCGGAGAAGAAUAAUUUCUCGCGACGCGGUGCCGGUCUGCAGAACUUGGCCGAUUUUCUGGAGGUAGUAUUUUCGGACGGCGACGCCAACUACCGCGACGCGGUGGAGCGAUGUUUCAAGGUGCACAUCAGCCCCGAGGACUCGAAACCCGUGAAAGGCAACGCGAAACGAGCGGACGGGUGGACCUCGAAGAAACAAAGUGAAACCGCUGCGAAGAACAAUGCGAAGAUCGUUUACUUCUGGUGCUUCAAUCCCGGUUUCGGCAUGCGGCAACUAACGUGCAGAAACAUUCGUAGCAUAAUUCUUACCAGCGGCACACUGGCCCCACUGCGGCCGCUCAUCAACGAGCUUAACAUUCCUGUCGGCGUGUCGCUCGAAAAUCCGCACAUUAUCGAUCGCAAUCAAGUGCUGGUGAAAGUCGUUAGCCAGGGUCCGGACAAGGUAACGCUCAACUCGAGCUACAACAAUCGGAACAACCCGGAGUACGUCCUCUCGCUUGGUCGUACCGUACUUGCGUGCUGCCCCGUUAUCCCGAACGGAUUGCUCGUGUUCUUCCCCUCGUACACGCUGCUGAACAAGUGCGCCGAGGAGUGGCAGAAGAGUGGCAUUUGGGCACAAAUAAACCGAAGGAAAGCGAUUUUUAUCGAGCCGCGCGGCAAAGAUUCGUUUAACAGCACGAUGAACGAAUAUUACGCCAAGAUCAAUGACCCGCAAACGAAGGGUGCCAUUUUUAUGGCCGUCUGCCGGGGAAAGGUUUCGGAAGGGCUGGACUUUUCCGACAACAACGGACGCGCGGUAAUGAUCACCGGGUUGCCAUUUCCGCCGCUGAUGGAUGCGCGUGUCGUGCUGAAAAAGCAAUAUUUAAAUGUGAAUCGCACGCGGGAAAAUGAAAUGAUCACCGGGGACGAGUGGUACUCGUUGGAGGCGGCCCGGGCCGUUAAUCAAGCGAUUGGACGGGUGAUACGUCACCGGCACGAUUUCGGUGCGAUUUUGCUAUGCGAUGCACGGUUCCAAAACUCCUACCAGCAGAUGCAGCUGUCGUCGUGGAUCCGUGGCCAUCUGAAUGGUGCUACCAGCGGUGGAGGUUUCGGUGUCGUGAUCGGCGAGCUGGCUCGCUUCUUCCGCGCUGUAACCAUCUCAGAGCCGGCUGUCAGACAGAUGAGAGAAAUUUGUUGCAAACAAGAACCCGAAAGUAGUCAACCAGACGAAGGUUCCACGAGCAUUCAACGGACUCAAAGUGUGACCGCUUCGGUUGACGGGAACGCUAACACCGGUCAGCUAAAAGUGCUUUCGCAAAACCUAUUCAACAUAACAGACUAUCUGGAACGUCCCACCGCCACGCAGUCUGUCAACGGUGACCAAAAGAUUAUUUCGCACCUUAAUGCUCACACACACUCCGUGAACUUUGGUGACGCACUUUCGUACGAUAGCGCACCGCAGGGCGGUCCGGCUGGAAGCACGUACAAGCGAGAUCGGGAGUCCGCCAACGAAGGAGCCACCAAUUCGAGGACGAAAAAACCCAAAGUGGUCCUUGUACCAACUCGUGGCAUUAAAUAUGAAGCAAUUGAGCCGGAGGAAGCGCAGAGUGGGGUAUCUGCUUCGGGUGAACCAUCAACCUCGGCGCCAGUGGCACCGGCAGAUCGGACGGAGUUUUUGAAAACCGUUAAAGCCUCCAUGGACGAAGGUCAUUAUAAACUCUUUUUGAAAGCGGUCGUACAGUACAAAAAGGACAGUGACUUCACAGCCUACUACACCCAGCUCAGCGAGUGCUUCCAGACGUCCCAAGUACACUAUCUUCUGAAAGCGAUGCGACGGUUUGUCAUAGACGAACAUAAACCACUAUUCGACGCAAAAAUCGGUCAAUCGACAGUGGGAGACAAUUUGAGUACCAUAGGUGGCACAUGA
Messenger RNA from Anopheles cruzii, 3009 nucleotides. It is a transcript of the gene Rtel1, whose product is annotated as regulator of telomere elongation helicase 1 homolog. The record is from RefSeq and is a predicted model, not a curated record. The transcript is spliced from 4 exons. Gene Ontology annotation, cellular component: nucleus. The coding region runs from base 1 to 3009 and encodes 1002 amino acids. Lineage: Eukaryota; Metazoa; Arthropoda; Insecta; Diptera; Culicidae. Gene Ontology annotation, biological process: DNA recombination; telomeric loop disassembly; negative regulation of t-circle formation. Gene Ontology annotation, molecular function: DNA helicase activity; DNA binding; DNA polymerase binding.